GGUACAGUGACUUUUGGCUCGAACUAGACAGUGUUCGCCAUGGAGGACGACGAAGUCAACGAUGAAAUGCUCCUUGCGCAACUCGAGGACAGCGAUGAAGACGAGAUAGACUGGGAAGAGGUCGACGUUACGGUCCCUCAAGCUUCAACAGCACCGACUGCUCCACACGAUUCGGCGGACAUCCAUCUCGAUGUUGAGGAGGGCCCUUCGACGCUAUCAAGACCGGACAUUGAGAUUACACUGAGCAAGAGGACUGACAAGAAGGGAGACGCAGCAAAGAAGAAAACUACAGGGAUCUCUCAUGCAGAACGCCUGACGCGGAUAGACUGUCAUAAAAUCCAUACAGUCGCUCUUCUCGUCAAUGCGCGCAUUCGAAACCGAUGGCUUAACGACCAGCUCUUACAGGCCCGCCUUCUCUCACUCACACCUUUAAGACUCCAGAACGAAUUUGCCAAGAUCCACAGGUCACGCAUCCCCGAAGCUCCCAAACGUGGUCAUCUCUUCCAACUCGCCAUCACCCGCCUCGCAGAAUGGUGGGCCAACGAUUUCUUCGAGGUAGAUCCCGAAGGACAUCUUCGUAGUCGCACGUUCGACGAAAUUCAGACCCGUCUCUCCGUGAAAGGUCUCCUGCCUUCUCAGCCUUUCGUAUCGACCUCACCAUUCAAGGUGGACCGGAAGGGGAAAGGCAAAGCAUAUCAAGGGCCGGUUGAACUUGAUGUAGAAGCAUGGCAGGACGGAGAGGAUGAGGACGAGUGGGAGGUGGUCAGGAGCGAGAAGAGUCUGAUGAAGCGUGCGUUGCAGCGGUACGGGAGCCGGGACGUGAGUGCGCAAUUGUUCACAGCGUUAUGCAGAGCACUUGGGAUCCCUGCGAGAUUGGUGGUCAGUUUGCAGAGCGUACCGUGGCAAGCGGGUGUAGGCAAGCCUAAGUCUAAGCCGAAACCGAAGACGAAGGGGAAGGGGAAGGAUAGGGCUUCGGUGGAUGGUGAAGAAGAUGGAGAGGAAGAUGGAGAUAUGGAGGAGGUUGAUAUUCCUUCGACUGGUGGGUACUUCCCAGGAGAUGGUCAAACGCUUGAUGGGGGUAGCAGCAGCCCGGCAGCCAAUGGUAAAGGGAAGGGUAAGGAGAAAGCGAAGCCGGUAAUUAGGCUAAGAAAGUCGAAGAGCAAGGGCCAGACAUUAGCUUCAUCCCAACCGCCUAAGCCUCCAGAUCCAACGCGUACCCCACCCAUCUUCUGGAUCGAAGUCUUCUCUCGUGCAGAUGCACGCUGGCUCCCCGUAGACCCUAUCCGCGCCAUAAUCAAUAAACGCAAGCUCUUUGAUCCUGGUCAUCCUAGUGCCCUCACGGCUAGGGGCCCUGGCCGCCGACAAACGCGGGUCGACAAUCGGAUGUCCUACGUGGUAGCUUUCGAAGAGGAUAGUUAUGCGAGGGAUUUGACGCCUCGGUAUGCGAGGGAGUACGGCGCGAAGGUCGCGAAGGCGCAGGUGGGCGGGAAGGGGCGGAAGGAGUGGUGGGAGAGGGUGUUAGGUACGGUGACGAGGCCGUACAGACUGCAUCGAGAUGACCUCGAAGAUGAAGAACUUACUGCUAACCAGAUCACGGAGGGUAUGCCCACGACAAUGUCCGGCUUUAAGGACCAUCCACUCUACGUCCUCUCCCGCCAUCUCCUUCGCGAUCAAGAGAUCCGCGCCAACGCACCCGAGCUAGGCAAAUUCAGAGGCGAACCCGUCUAUCCCCGCUCGGCUGUCCUCUCGCUCAAAACUGCGGAGAACUGGAUGCGGAAAGGACGUGUGGUACGCGAAGGAGAGCAGCCGAUGAAAUGGGUGAAACAAAGGGCGUCCACGAUCGGUCGGAAGAGGGAAUUGGAGGUGUUGAGAGAGGCUGGGGCUGCGGACGGGAAGGGGGAAGGGGAGGAAGUCAUGCAGGGUUUAUAUGCGGAGAGGCAGACCGAAGUGUAUGUUCCUGAGCCUGUAGUUGAUGGACGCGUGCCGAAGAACGACUUCGGAAAUAUCGACCUGUAUACGUCGAGCAUGCUACCCGCAGGAGCGGCCCAUUUGCCUCACAAGGGCAUCGCAAAGGUCGCUCGUCAGCUAGGAUUUGACUAUGCCGAAGCAGUCACGGGCUUCGAGUUCAAGAAGCGGCGCGCUUUCCCGGUUCUUACUGGAAUCGUCGUCGCAGUAGAGAACGAAGAAGCCAUUCUAGAGGCGUAUUGGGAGCAGGAACACAACGCUGCAGAAAGGGAGAAGACCAAACGACAGGAUGCGGUCAUCAAGCGCUGGACCCGCCUGAUCCAAGGCUUGCGGAUACGAAAGCGAUUGCAGGAGCAAUAUGCAGGUCGUGCUGAUAAUCCCUUGGCCAACGGGGAUGAUUUUGGUGGUGCUAGUAAGAAUGUUGGGGAUAAUUCGGUUGAACAGGCCGGCGGCUUCAUCACAGGAGCAGACGAUGUCGUUCAGCCAUACCUCUUACCAAAGUAUCAACACGCAAUCUUCCAGUCUACACCAAACACUCCAAAAUCUGUCCCGGGAACGAGUACCGCUCCUUCCAUCGCAGCGGACCAAGAUCGUUCAGAUUCAAUCGGUCUCGAGCGGCCAAGCGACGGUUAUGAACUCACCGAAGGUCUGGAGGAAGAUGAAGAUGAAGAUGACAUGAUGGAGGUGAUACCAGUACCAGCGCCACCGAGAGGCGCACCGAAGACGAUGGCUGAGUUGGCUGCUGGUGACCUUUCUUUGCGGUCUUCGCCACUGGAUGAGCUACCAGUCUCGGCGGCUAUCGCACCAUCGAAAGAUGUAGUGGACGAGGGCGACGAUGACGCCGGAUAUCAACCAUCUCCGGCUUCGGUCUCAACGAAACCACUCGCACGGAGGACCCUUCGGAAAACCAACGGAACUGCCAACACAAUUUCGGCUUCGACAAAUUCAAAACCGAAACCAAAACCAAAGCCUACGCCCCGAACAGCCACGAAGGCUAAGGCCGUCGCUGGUCGGAAACGAGGAAGAGGCGCAAGAGCUCGUUCUGAUGACGAGUCUGAAGAUGGAGAGGAGCAUGAAGAGGACGCCAUCGCCCAACCAUCACCGGCUAAGCGUCGAAAGGCUGCACAACCCCCGGUAGUGAAGUCAGAUAGGGUGCUGAGGACCCGUAAAGGGAAGGAUGCGUCGAAGGUACAGGAGGAGCAGGAGCGAGAAGAAGUGGUUAGGGAGGCGAUUGGAGAGUCCGAUUGAAGCUGCUCUUUGGGAACAGACGGGACGAUUGUUCCACAUUGUUAUUUGGCUGCUCGACCGCCACACCGCUGCCUCGGACGGUAUUUUAUUCGUCUCAUUUAAUGGAUGUAUCACUUUCAUCGGGUUUCUUGUACAAUUAUGGAUCUGUACUCUGUGUAUCAUCUCCUGUUGACAAUGGUGUGAUAAUCUGCUGUUCUGUCUCUGGGAUGGCGGCGGGGGUAGCACCAUCCUUCUGAGCCUCGGUCGUCGCUUGUACUUGUUCUACAAUCGCAGGAAGGAGGACAGCGAAAGUGAGGUAAGAAGUAUGCCCGCGGACCUCCGACAUGACUUUAGCCAGGAACUGUGUCGUCGGCUCCGUCGUAUCCUCGGCCUCGAGGAGAGUUGUCGGUACAGUCGUGGGCGAGUCCAUCUUAACGUCCGUAUCCCCUUGUCCGAUGGCGAGUGUAGAAGAUGGCAGUUGGCCCUGCACAGAUGAGUUCGCGACGACAUCAGCUGCGGGCUCAUUGUCUGUCUUCACCCGUUUGGUGCCCUUCUCCUUGCCGUCAGCGUCAUCGUCAUCGUCAGCUGCAGGCUUUCCCUCCUCGUCUUCACCGCCAUUCGCGACUUCCGAGCGUUUUCGUUUUUCGACCGUCCGUGAGCGGGAGGCCGCGAUCUGUCGGAUCCGUUUCUCUUCACGGCGUUUUUCGGAUUGUUUGAGUUUCUGGGAGACAGCGCUGAUAGGCUGGAGGGUCGGGACUUGGCUGACUUCGUAUGGCCGAAGGAGAGUUUCGUACAUCGUGAUAUCUGUGAAAUUUGCCUCGUUGAGUGCGCUCACUGUCCGUAGGACUUGCUCCAUGCAUGGGCUGAAACAGCAUAUUCGUGUGAUGCGGUCUUUUCUGAGUGCUUUCUUUGCGUGCUCUAUGGCUUCCCAAGGGGCAGGCAGGUCGAGGAAGAUAGCAUCCGCUUCGUCGGUCACCGUGAAACCAUCUUUGCAGACAUUGCGGUGAGUGAGAGUGACCGUAUCCGACAUUCCGUGGCGAGUAAACUCUUCCCUCGCCUUGUUUGCUCUCGCUUCAUGGAAUUCAUACGACCACAGCUUUCCAGAAGACCCAAUCGUUCUUGCCACUGAAUGCGAGAAGGACCCGGAGCCGGUGCCUGCUUCGAUAACGACACUGCCAGGAUGGAUGUUGAGCCAUGAAGUGAUGAAUGCUAUAUCUGCGAUGUAGAGAAUCUGGGUGCGGUGGGGUAACGCCAGAGUCCACAACUCGGGUGUGGGCCGCAGGAUAUGAAUGAAUCCUUUGCCAGUGCGAGAGGCGAUUUUGGAGCCAUAAGGCAGCCCAACUAGGUCUGCGUGGCGAUAGUUCCCGAACUUGCUGUUGAACUCCUUUCCGGGAGUUAUGGUGAGAGGCUGUAUCUGUUCUCGUGUGAGCCAUGCGAUGACCACAUCUCCAGCCGCUAUCGUAGGGGCAGAGGACCACAUAUUGACUAGCG
Stereum hirsutum FP-91666 SS1 is the source of this 4683-nucleotide messenger RNA. Its product is annotated as Rad4-domain-containing protein. The transcript is spliced from 17 exons. Gene Ontology annotation, molecular function: damaged DNA binding; single-stranded DNA binding. The record is from RefSeq and is a predicted model, not a curated record. NCBI's taxonomy places the organism in Eukaryota, Fungi, Basidiomycota, Agaricomycetes, Russulales, Stereaceae. Gene Ontology annotation, cellular component: XPC complex; nucleus; cytoplasm. Gene Ontology annotation, biological process: nucleotide-excision repair; mismatch repair. The coding region runs from base 40 to 3213 and encodes 1057 amino acids.